Protopolystoma xenopodis is the source of this 1662-nucleotide messenger RNA. Lineage: Eukaryota; Metazoa; Platyhelminthes; Monogenea; Polystomatidea; Polystomatidae. The record is from the annotation of a GenBank genome assembly.
AUGCUCAGUCCUGACAAGCUUCAGCAGCAUAUGACCGACUUGAUUUACGAGGUAGCACAGAUCAUCUCGGUUCCUGAACACACUAGCACCACUCUUCGCCUGCUGCUAGCCCACUUUAAGUGGGAUAAGGAUACCCUGAUCGACCAUUACUUUGGCCAGAACGAGACAGCCACCUUUGCCGAGGCCGGCCUGGCUCCUCUUAUCCUACGUGAAACACCAGGUGCUCCCGAUUGCAUUGGAAGGGGAGCGGUCGGUGGACUCUCCUGCCCAAACUCGAUGGCAUCCACGCCUACGAUGUCAUCUUUGGGUCCUAUAGUCACUGAUUUCCUGCCCGCUUUUUUUCAUCCACGUGGACUAUCACGCACAGAAGAUCAGUCAACAGCUCUAACACAACGCCCGCCAGUGCCUACGUCGUCUCUUCCGUUCGAGCGAAUAAAACGAGAGAGCUUUGCGAAAUAUGUUUUUGUGAUUCGGAAAGUUGUUUUUCUAUUUUAUUAUUCACCCAAAAACAUUUCUGAGUACUUAUUUUUACUUCCUUCUUUUCUCAUAUAUUCAUUACAUACAGAAGAAUCGAAUUCUCUGGAUUGUGGACACAGCUACUGUCCGUCCUGCUGGCAGCGCUAUAUCGUCUGCAAAAUAAUGGACGAGAAUCAAGGCGACCGAAUAUCUUGCCCAACACCUAACUGUGAAGCAAUUCUUGAUGAUAGCAUCGUAUUUCGCUUUAUUCAGGAUCAGCCAAUCGUCCGCCGACGUUUCCAGAAGCUGAUUACCAACAGCUUUGUGGCGCAUAAUCGCGCUCUUACUUGGUGUCCUGGCACUGACUGCGGCUACGCAGUGCGGUCGUUGGGCGGUCCACGUGCUCGUCAAGCUGUCUGCUCUAAUUGUAAUGAAUCAUUUUGUUUCGCCUGCGGCCAGCCUUGGCACGAGCCUGUACUCUGCGAUCGGCUUCGCCAGUGGCUCCGUCGCAUCGAAGAUGAUGCCGGCACAUCUACUUGGAUCGUGGCCAACACAAAGGAGUGUCCAAAAUGUCGAGCAGUGAUCGAGAAGAAUGGAGGCUGCAAUCAUAUGACCUGCAAAAACCUUAAUUGUAAAUACGACUUCUGUUGGGUCUGCUUAGACCGUUGGGAACCGCAUGGCUCGCAGUGGUAUAAUUGCAACCGGUAUGAUGAAACUCAAGCCCAGAAGUCUCGUGAUGCUCAGACAAAGUCGCGUGCCGCCUUGCAGCGUUACCUUUUUUACUUCAAUCGGUAUGCCAAUCACAAGGAGUCAUUGCGAUUUGAAGCAAAAUUGAAUGAUAGCGUUCAGCGUAAGAUGGAGGAGAUGCAGGCGCAAGGAAUGUCCUGGAUUGACGUCAAAUUCAUCAAGCAGGCUGUUGAAGUGCUUUGCCGAUGUAGGCGCACUCUGAUGUACACCUAUGUGUUUGCCUUUUAUCUGAAAGACAAUAACCAAACUGUUAUCUUUGAGUCAAAUCAAAGUGAUCUUGAACAGUCGACUGAACAACUUUCGGAGUUUCUCGAACGCGACAUAACUAGCCUCGGUCUCAAUCUUAUCAAGCAGCGUGUGCAGGACCGGGCUCGCUAUUGUGAAAACCGGCGUCGCGUCCUUCUUGAUCAUGUUCAAGAGGGCUAUGAACAAAACACUUGGGAGUAUCGAGAUUGUUGA